Messenger RNA from Cercospora beticola, 876 nucleotides. Its product is annotated as class I SAM-dependent methyltransferase. The record is from RefSeq and is a predicted model, not a curated record. Lineage: Eukaryota; Fungi; Ascomycota; Dothideomycetes; Mycosphaerellales; Mycosphaerellaceae.
AUGUCAACCAAUGUGGAUGACCACGACUCUGCUGGCUCUUUCCAUGGCGGAGCUCAGCAUGAAUUAUCGAAAUCGGCCUUUGGCAGUCUCGUGGCGGAGGCAGUAACGCUCGAUAGCCCAGAGAUGCGAGUCCUUGAUGUUGGCACUGGCGAUGGCUAUUGGCUUUACGACCUCCGCUCGCAGCUACACGAUCCGGAGAAUGCAGAUCUAGUCGGCACAGAUGCGGCGAUUAUGCCCGCUGAGCAGCGACCUUUCACCAUUCCACAAAACAUGCGCUUCCUGGCACAGAGCCCGCGCGACGACUGGCCGAACGAUAUCCAUGGGUACUUUGAUCUUGUCCACUGGCAACAUGUGAUAUCUUCGAGUGAAAGUUCCUUCGAGAAAGCGGUAGAGAUCACGGGACGUCUCCUUCGAUUGCUCAAACCGGGCGGCACGCUGUUGCUUGUCGAUCGCUGUUUCGAGCCAUCAGCCCUGGCGACGACAGACACACCGAGCAAGCAGCUGUUCCAGAUGCUCGGCAACGGGCUUUCUUCAGGCGGAACGGAAGGCACUCUGGGAGGCGAUCUGCCUGCGAUACUUGACGUCGCGAGCCAUAGUUCCGGGGUCAGGCUGAAUGAUGUCGGAAUGAAGAAGAGCGCGAGCCGCAUCGGUGAAGGCGCUGAAGCACAUGGCAAAGAGCUUGGACUGGCUUGGCUCAAGCAGCUCAAAGGCGACAGAAGCGGCAGUCGCAGCAAAGCAGAUACAGAUCGCUUCGACGAAAUUGUCGAGCAAGCAGUGGAGGAAGCUGAGAGCCAGGGAUUUGAAGUGGUAUGGUACGCCGCUUGGGCGAAGAGGUCUGGAGGAGAUGCGAACGGAGCCAUUGAGAUGCCGGCAUGA